AUGAUAACUAGAAGAGUUAUAUUAGUUAUAUUAUGUGGGAUACUGAAAAUAACCUGCGGUGAAAAAUGUACUUUAUUUGACAAGAAUAAUGCUAAUGUUCCUAGUGAUAUAUUUAAUGAUAUUAAAGAUUAUGCGAACGGCGGAGCACUGAACAAGUUUUUCAAUGUAACAGGAAUUGAAUCCGUUUACAACGAGUUCCAGUCCAAAAGAGAUAACGAAGAUAUACAUCUGAACAUAACGCAGUUACUAACUAAAUAUAAGUAUCCUGUAGAACAACACCAGGUGUUGACCAGCGACGGUUAUCUCCUAACAAUGUUCCGGAUACCAAACGACGGACCCGCGGUCUUUGUCAUGCACGGAUUGUUUAGUAAUUCUGAUGACUUCAUAACAAUCGGACCUGACAGUGGACUUGCUUAUCUACUUGCUGAUGCUGGUUAUGACGUGUGGCUGGGCAAUGCUCGCGGUAAUAAACAUUCCAGAAGUCAUAUUAGUCUGUCGCCGUCCUGCGCAGAAUUCUGGGAUUUCAGCUGGGAUGAGAUUGGCCGCUACGAUCUGCCGGCUAUGAUCGACUAUAUUUUAAAUGCAACUAAGCAGGACCAACUGAUAUAUAUCGGACAUUCACAAGGUCCAGAUUUCAGUCAGAUAAAUGCUACUGCUUUACCUGUAAUAUUUGGUCAUACGCCCGCAGGUGUAUCGACAAAACAAUUAGUACAUUAUGCACAGUUAAUAAAUUCGAAUAAAUUUAGACAAUUUGAUUACGGAUUGAAAAAUCUUGCGCAGUAUGGAUCUGUGACACCUCCAGAUUAUAAUAUUGAAAAAAUUACAUCGCCAUUGGCCAUAUUCUUCGGUCUCAACGAUUGGUUUAAUGCUAUCGAAGAUGUGAAUAGAUUGAAAAGAAGAUUACCAAACAUAUACAAAUUUAUUACCGUUCCAUAUGGUAGCUGGUCACACGUGGAUUAUUUAUUUGCUAGGGACGUAAAGGAAUUGCUUUACAUAGAUGUUUUAAACGUAAUCGAAGAGUAUUAG
Molecule: messenger RNA, 1026 nt
Organism: Achroia grisella
Lineage: Eukaryota; Metazoa; Arthropoda; Insecta; Lepidoptera; Pyralidae
Product: lipase 3-like
Exons: 2
Coding region: 1-1026 (341 amino acids)
Biological process (GO): lipid metabolic process
Source: RefSeq, a predicted model, not a curated record